Messenger RNA from Lactuca virosa, 3165 nucleotides. NCBI's taxonomy places the organism in Eukaryota, Viridiplantae, Streptophyta, Magnoliopsida, Asterales, Asteraceae. The record is from the annotation of a GenBank genome assembly.
AUGAUAUUAUUACGUGGUUCAUUCUCGCAUAACCCAUUUCAACCUUUCCCGCGUAAAUCAGCAACAAAUUUCCCGAAGUAUUUUUGUGGGAAAUUGAGUGGAUUGAGAUUAGCUGCUUUUCGAACUUCUGCAAGUUUCCGAAUCGUCGAUCAAGAAGAUGAGAAGGUCCCAGAAAGUUUUGAGAUGAAGGUGGAUAAAAACAAUUCCGGCCGAGUUUUUGCUAAUCAGCAGACAUACUGUUGGCUCUUAGAAGGCUAUACGAAUUCCGGAUCUCUGAUAGACGCUAAGAAGCUUCAUGGGAGGGUCCUGAAAUCAGGUUUUGAUAGGGAUUACGUAAUUUGCAGCCGUCUAGCUGAUGUUUACGCCUCAAAAGGUGAUUUAACUGAUGCAUGCCAGGUAAUCGAUGAAAUGCCUAACAGAGAUGUGACUUUUUGGAAUAACUUAAUCUUUGGUUUAAUCGGAAAGAAGUUGACUACUAUAGUAUUGGGUCUAUUUUCAAAAAUGUUAGCAGAAAACCACUCCCCUAAUGAAGUAACAUUUGCAAAUGUUCUACGUGCUAUUACAGGAGAUAACUUUCAUCAUAGCAACAUAAAACAGAUCCACAACAAGAUCAUUCGUUAUAGUUUUGGUUCAAACUACAUUGUCUGCAAUCCAUUAAUCGAUUUAUAUGCAAAAAAGGGGUAUAUCAACACUGCAAGAUACAUCUUUCAAAACCUGGAUAUGAAAGAUAACGUUUCUUGGGUUGCUAUGAUCUCUGGAUUCUCCCAAAAUGGACAUGAAGAAGAAAGCAUUUUGUUAUUUCUUGAAAUGCAUAAUUCUGGAACUUCACCCACUCCUUAUGUUUUCUCUAGUGUCAUAAGCUCAUGUACAAAGAUUGCAUUUUUCAACCUUGGAGAACAGUUACAUUCCCUUAUCCAUAAAUGGGGUUUUUCAUCUGAAACUUUUGUCUGUAAUGCCCUUGUCACUUUAUAUUCACGCUCCAACAAUUUCUCAUCUGCUGAACAAAUCUUUAGCAGAAUGGAAUAUCGUGAUGGAGUAUCAUACAACACUCUUAUUUCAGGUCUUUCUAAAAAAGGAUUAAGUGAGAAAGCUUUAGAACUAUAUGAAAGAAUGCAAUCUGAUAACUUAAAACCAGAUUCUGUCACAGUUGCUAGCCUCUUAAGUGUUUGUGCUUCAAUUGGAGAUUAUCAUAAAGGAACACAACUCCAUUCUUAUGCAAUAAAAUCAGGAAUGUGUUCAGAUAUAAUCAUAGAAGGUUCUUUACUUGACCUUUAUGUAAAAACUUCAGAUGUGAAAACUGCUCAUGAGUUCUUUAACACAACAAGAAAAGAAAAUGUUGUUCUAUGGAAUGUGAUGUUAGUGGCUUAUGGACAAUUAGGUGAUCUUCAUGAAUCUUUUUGUAUUUUUUCUCAAAUGCAAAUUUCAGGAUUGAGACCUAAUCAAUACACGUAUCCUAGUAUUUUAAGGACAUGUACUUUAGUUGGGGAUUUGGAUCUUGGAGAACAGAUUCAUACCCAAGUUGUGAAAACGGGUUUUCAGUUGAAUGUAUAUGUUUGUAGUGUGCUUAUUGACAUGUACUCUAAGCAUGGAUACUUGGACACUGGUUUGAAAAUUCUCAAAACCCUAAAUGAAAAAGACGUUGUUUCUUGGACAGCUAUGAUUGCUGGAUACACACAACAUGAUUUGUUUCUUGAAGCUUUGAAUACGUUUUAUGACAUGAUUCAUGAAGGAAUCCAAUCAGAUAACAUCGGAUUUUCAAGUGCAAUUACUGCAUGUGCUGGAAUUCAAUCGAUUAAUCAAGGAAGUCAAAUCCAUGGUCAAACUGUUGUCAAUGGGUAUUCAUCUGAUCUUUCAAUUGGAAACUCACUUGUUUGUUUAUACGCACGAUGUGGUAGAAUACAUGAAGCGUAUUUAGCAUUUGACAAAAUUGACGUUAAAGAUAACGUUUCAUGGAAUGGGUUAGUUUCAGGGUUUUCACAAAGUGGGAAUUUUGAGGAAUCUUUGAAAGUUUUUUCUAAAAUGAAUGAACUUGGAGUUGAAAUGAAUAUGUUUACAUAUGGAUCUGCUGUUAGUGCAGCUGCAAACACAACAAACAUGACACAAGGGAAACAAAUCCAUGGAAAAAUGAUGAAAACAGGGUAUAAUUUGGAAACCGAAGCUUCAAACGUUUUAAUAACUUUAUAUUCAAAAUGUGGGAGUCUUCAAGAUGCUAAACAAGAGUUUCUUAAAAUUCAUAAAAAGAAUGAAAUCUCAUGGAAUGCAAUGAUUACAAGUUAUUCACAACACGGAUGUGGAAAUGAAGCGAUUAAACUCUUUGAAGAAAUGAAAUAUUACAAAUUCACACCAAAUUAUGUAACUUUUGUAGGUGUUUUAACAGCUUGUAGCCAUGUGAGAUUAGUUGAAAAGGGAAUCGAGUAUUUCAAAUCCAUGAGUGAAAAUUACGGAUUAACCCCUAGACCCGAACAUUACGCGUGUGUUGUAGAUAUCCUCGGGCGGGCCGGGUAUUUGACCCGAGCGAUGGAGUUCAUAAAGUCAAUGGAAGUCAAACCAGACGCGAUGACAUGGCGAACGCUUUUAAGCGCGUGUACAGUUUAUAAGAACAAAGAAAUUGGGGAAAUUGCUUCGAAGCAUCUUCUUGAAUUAGAGCCACAAGAUUCAGCGACUUAUGUUUUGUUAUCAAAUAUGUAUGCGGUUUCUGGGAAAUGGGAGGAUAGAAAUCGGACAAGAAAGUUGAUGAAAGAUAGAGGGGUGAAAAAGGUACCUGGUCAAAGCUGGAUUGAGGUCAAGAACAGUGUUCAUGCGUUCUUUGUUGGUGAUCGAUUGCAUCCGAAAGCUGAUGAGAUUUAUGAUUAUUUGGAAGUGAUUAAUAAAAGGGUUUGUGAAAUUGGGUAUGUGCAAGAUCGAUAUAGUCUUUUGAAUGAUUUGGAGCAAGAUCAGAAGGAAGCAUCGAGUUGUGUGCAUAGUGAGAAGUUGGCGAUUACAUUUGGGCUUAUGAGUUUGUCAAUUAGGGUUCCUAUUCGUGUGAUGAAGAAUCUUCGUGUGUGGAUUCGUAUCGGUUUCAUCAUUUUGGGGAGGGUGUUUGUUCUUGUAAAGAUCAUUGGUGAUUUUGAUGCGUUUGAGGAAAUUUUUAAGGUGUUCACAGAAACCAUUAAAACCGGCUAUUGA